AUGGACAUAAUUAACGUUCUCCCGUCGCCACCUCAGUUUUUCAGACUCUUCCUUACCCUUGCUCUGUCGUUGUUUAAUUCGACAAUCAACGCAAGGCACCGCAAAACUCUCGCUGGCCACUCACCUGCGGCGUUCGACGUUGAUUCCAGAACAGGUUUCUUUCCUCGACAGCCACUCCCGAAAUUACCUCACACAUUUGACAUAUGGGAAGACGCGCUGCGCAACGCCGACGGUAAUCUCAGCCUUGGUGAAGACGAAUCAGAGACCGCCCUGGCAAAACGCGAAUUUGGGGCACGAUGGAGAGAGACGAUUCAGUCGUUGCCUGUUCUCGAUACUUCGGUUCUACACACUAACCUCCGCCUCUCCCAACGAGCACAUUAUGUACUUGCAUGGCUCGUUAAUUUAUACGUGCAUUCGAUACCGUCAUCAAGCGACGACUCUGAUCCCGUGCACGUACCAAAGUCCCUUGCUUUGCCUCUGGUACAGGUAUCCCGUCACCUUGGCUGUGCCCCCGUCCUCACAUUCGCAGACACCGUUCUUUGGAACUGGGAACUGAUUGACCCAGACCAGCCCCUGUCCAUCGACAAUAUGCAAUUUGUCAAUUUAUUCUCAGGAACGGAGGAUGAGAAAAGUUUCUAUCAGGCGUCAGCAAAGGCCGAAUUGCGCGGAGUUGAGCUGUUACGGAUCAUCGAUGACUAUAAUAGUCUUCCCAACAUAACUGACUUGACGUCUAUAUCGAAGGUUUCAAGAGACCUCGGUCGCCUUGUUGGGAUAAUCGAUGACAUCAGCGAGAUUAUCCAAUCCAUACGUCCACUUUGUGACCCACACGUCUUUUAUUGGGACAUUCGUCCGUGGUUCGAGGGAAGUGAUGCAAAGGGACCCGGAGGCCCUCGAUGGAUCUACGAAGGAGUGGAUGACUUCGAGAAACUUGACCUCAGCGGACCUUCCGCUGGACAAAGCAGUGUCAUGCAUGCCUUGGAUAUUUUUCUAGAUGUCGAUCACAAACUCCGGCAACGGCGAUACCCAGCUCCAUCAUCGGAGAACAAGCGCGCCGAUCAUGGAUUUAUGGAAAGGAUGCGCCGAUACAUGCCCGGAAAACAUCGCGAGUAUCUCUCCAGCCUCGCUGCUACUCCUCGACCGAUACGACAACUGGCCCAAUCAACGCCCACACUACGCGAACCAUACGAUAACGCCGUACUGGCGUUGAAGCGGCUUCGGGACAACCAUAUCCGCAUCGCCUGCCUCUAUGUUGUGACGAUGUCGCGGACGGAGCCAGGAGCAAGAGGUGGAUGCCCUGCUAGUGCCAUGAUCGAUCGGCUGCGUGAGAGCAGACUAUCGGGAAGGGGACCUGUCCGCGGUACAGGCGGCAACGAGUUGUCGCUACUCCUGAAGGCCGGUCGCGACGCAACACGACGUGCACUUCUAAAGGACAAUUAA
Molecule: messenger RNA, 1437 nt
Organism: Laccaria bicolor S238N-H82
Lineage: Eukaryota; Fungi; Basidiomycota; Agaricomycetes; Agaricales; Hydnangiaceae
Exons: 2
Coding region: 1-1437 (478 amino acids)
Biological process (GO): 'de novo' NAD+ biosynthetic process from L-tryptophan
Cellular component (GO): cytoplasm
Molecular function (GO): heme binding; indoleamine 2,3-dioxygenase activity; metal ion binding
Source: RefSeq, a predicted model, not a curated record